This is a messenger RNA of Labrus bergylta (ballan wrasse), 3047 nucleotides long. The record is from RefSeq and is a predicted model, not a curated record. NCBI's taxonomy places the organism in Eukaryota, Metazoa, Chordata, Actinopteri, Labriformes, Labridae.
CUCCCCCACCUCGCUCUGUCCGGACUGUCAGAAGAACAGGAAGACUCCUCUACCCCCCCGCUAUAGACCCGAGCUUUCUCUGCUGUCACUCAGGGGUUAAAAAAGUUUACUAAACUCGUAAGAAUCAUGGAAACUAAUUUGAGAGGAUACGCAGGUCAUAGUCAUCCGUAACACCAACUCGCCCACCGUGUUGUCGCCGAAAACUGCAUGUGGAAGUGGGGACGGCGAACUUCUUUUCUCUUCUCGGGACUACACAAACUAUAGCCUGACAAGUUAGCCUAGCUGAGCUAACCUUAGCACACAGUUGGUAUCGUUUACUUUUCGGACUUGUAACCUAAUUCACAUGGAUAAAGCUUCGUUUUUUGUGACUCGCGGGUAGUAGAAGACAAAAGUCCAAAUGGGCAUUUUCCUUAAAAGCAACAGGUCGGUUUUGAACUUUUCGUCGUGAGGACCUACGUCUUGUGCUUUGAAUUUCCCUCCUUCAGUCAUAACAGACAGGCGAGCUUAGCGAGGGUUUCGCUCCCUGUUUGGCUCUCUACCAAAUCAUUAGCAACACUGUGCUAAUUGUGGCUAGUUAGCCACAGCAGUAGCGCAGGCCCAAGGGAAUUAACUGUUGUUACUUUCGCAAGCUAAAGGAAACGCCUGUCCGAGUACUGCAGCUUUUGUUUUACCGGGGACUUUUACCGCCACACAGGUUUAGUUUGACACGCUGCUCGAGGAAAACGGAUUAGUUUACAACUAUGGAUCCCCACACAGGGAACUCUGCUUCAGCUGCUGGUCCAAAGAAGGACAAGAAAGCGAAGAAGAACUAUGAGGAUGGAGAUGGGAAAAAGAAAUUUAAACUCAAACGGCUGAUUCCUGAAGAGUUGGAGCGUUUCACCAGCAUGAGGAUGAAGAAGGACAAGGAGAAGCCCGGCCAUAUGCAGGGUCAGCGCCACUCCUCAGCUGCCAGCUAUGAGAUCAGUGGACAGAGUGCGAUGCUGCCCGACCACUCUGAUGAAUACGUCCUGGAACUCUUCGAACAGAUGCUGGUGGAUAUGAACCUGAAUGGGGAGAAGCAGCAGCCUCUGAGGGAAAAGGACAUCAUGAUCAAACGAGAGAUGGUGUCUCAGUACCUCCACACGUCAAAGGCUGGCCAAGACCAGAAGGAGAGCUCCAAAUCAGCCAUGAUGUACAUCCAGGAGUUGAGGUCAGACUACAGAGACACACAGCUGCUGAGCUGUCUGGAAUCUCUGCGUGUCUCUCUAAACAACAACCCUGUCAGUUGGGUGCAGAACUUUGGAGAUGAGGGGCUGGCCCUGCUGCUCAAUCGGCUUAGAAGACUACAGGAGGACAAAGACGAGUACCCAAUGAUGGGAGUAAAAUGUCAACACGAGAUCAUUCGCUGCCUAAAAGCCUUUAUGAACAACAAGUAUGGUCUAAAAUCCAUGCUGGAGUGCGAUGAGGGAAUUCCUCUGCUGGUCAGAGCCAUUAACCCAAGGCUGCCCCAUAUGAUGGUGGAUGCUGUCAAGCUGCUCUCUGCCAUCUCAAUUCUGGAACAUCCAGAGAACCUUCAUGAGCGUGUUUUGGAGGCCAUAACAGAGGAGGCAGAGAAACGAGAGAUUGAGAGGUUUCAGCCUCUCCUUACUGGCAUGAACAAUCACAACAUUGCUCUUAAGGGUGGCUGCAUGCAGCUGAUCAAUGCCUUGAUAAGCCGGGGAGAGGAGUUGGAUUUCAGGAUCCAUAUUCGUUCUGAACUACUAAGAUUGGGACUCAGGGACCAGCUGAGGGAGGUGCGAAUCAUAGAAAACGAAGAGCUGAGGGUGCAACUCACGGUGUUUGAUGAGCAGGCUGAAGAUGACUCUGAGGACCUCAAAGCGCGUCUUGAUGACAUCCGGAUUGAAAUGGAUGAUGUGAGGGAAGUGUUUGACAUCUUAGCCAACACCGUGAAGGAUUCGAAGGCCGAGAGCCACUUCCUGUCUGUGAUGCAGCACCUGCUCCUGAUCCGGAAUGAUUAUUUCGCCAGGCCUCAGUACUACAAACUGAUAGACGAGUGCAUUGCUCAGAUUGUGCUUCACAGGAAUGGAGCAGACCCUGACUUCAAGUGCCGUAACCUCAGCCUCAACAUUGAAGGCUUGAUAGACAACAUGGUGGACCAGACUAAGGUGGAAACAAGCCAGGCGAAGGCAAACGAGCUGGAGAAAAAGUUGGAUGCAGAGCUGACAGCACGCCACGAGUUGCAGGUGGAGCUAAAGAAACUGGAGGGUGACUAUGAGCACAAGCUGCAGGACAUGAGCCACGAGAAGGAACAGCUGUCAACUUCUAAGCUGGAACGAGAAAAGGAGAACCAGGGACUACAACAACAGCUAAGCACUCUGCAACAGCAGAUUGAAAAGCUUUCUAAAGAUCUGGAAGAGGCCAAGACUAAAGUUGUUACAGUCACUGUCCCUGUGCCUGUGCCUGUGCCAUCUGGUUUGCCCCCUCCACCCCCUGCCCCUCCUCUCCCUGGUCAGAAUGCUGGUAUGCCACCUCCACCUCCACCCCCUCCCCUCCCAGGCCAGACGGGCAUGCCUAUCCCCCCACCCGCUCCUCCUUUACCGGGUCAUGCCUGUAUUCCUCCACCUCCUCCUCCACCUCCUUUGCCAGGUAUGCCAGGACCUCCACCUCCGCCACCCCUACCUGGCAUGCCAAUACCGCCACCGCCUCCACCCUUACCUGGAAUGGGACCUCCACCACCACCGCCUCUACCUGGGGCUCCUGGUAUUCCUCCGCCGCCGCCAUGCCCAGGCAUGCCUCCACCCCCACCAUUUGGCAUGGGGGGCUGGGGUGCCCCUGCUCCACCUCCACUGCCUUUCGGGCUCCAGGCUAAGAAGGAGUACAAGCCAGAGGUCCAGCUGAAGAGAGCCAACUGGAGAAGGAUCGGACCUGAGGACCUCUCAGAGAACAGUUUCUGGACCAAGGCAAAAGAGGACAAAUUUGAAAGCAAUGAGCUUUUUGCCAAACUCACAUUGACCUUCUCCUCUCAGACUAAGACCUCAAAAGAGACGGCACACUUGCUACUGGGGUGA